GUGUCAUGAAUUAGGACGUGUUAUCUCAUGUCGAAUAUUCUAAAGAUCUUGAAUUUCUGCAUAGUCAUUAGAACAGUGCAUGUUACGACUGAUCUACUUCAACAAAGAAAUAUUUCAGCUUUCUCAGAUGGCAGGGACUAUGAGAGCAGUACAGUUUCAAACUGGUGGUCCGGAAAAGAUGAAGAUUGGUGAGGUUCCAAUUCCAGUCCUUAGGAAAAAGGAGAUUUUAAUAAAAGUUUACGCUUCUGCAAUAAACAGAGCCGACACUUUACAGCGGAAAGGAGCUUAUCCACCACCAGCUGGAGAAAGCGAUAUCCUUGGUCUAGAGGCUGUAGGGACUGUUGACAAACUUGGACCAGACUGUUCAAAAAAAUGGAACAUAGGAGAUCGUGUCAUGGCCCUAUUAGCAGGGGGUGGUAAUGCCGAAUUUGUCGCUUGUCGAGAAGAGUGUUUAAUGCCCAUUCCAAAGAAGAUGUCUUUCACCAUAGCAGCUGCAAUACCGGAAGUCUGGUUAACGGCUUACCAAUUACUUCAUACAGUGGGUGGAGUUAAAGCUGGUGAUACCGUGUUAAUACACGCUGGCGGAAGUGGUGUUGGUACUGCAGCGACACAGUUAUCUGUUCUGGCAAAGGCCAAACCUCUAGUAACAGCAGGAUCAAUCGAGAAAAUAGAUAUGGCAAAGUCCCUUGGAGCAGUUGCAGGGUUCAAUUACAAAGAAGGAGACUUCAGUCUAGGUGUGAAGCAAUACACAAAAGAUGUUGGAGUGAACCUGAUAUUAGACUGUAUCGGUGAAUCUUUCUACAAUCAAAACAUCGAGUCCAUAGCAAAUGAUGGUACCUGGGUUGUUUAUGGCUUAUUGGGUGGCGGGAAAAUAAACGCUGAUCUAUUGAGUAAACUGUUGAGGAAAAGAAUAACUAUUACUGGUACAACUUUACGUGUACGUCCAAUAGAGUACAAAGAAUCGUUGGUUCAAAACUUCACACAGAAUGCACUUCCGUAUUUUGAAUCUGGAAGACUAAAACCAAUCAUUGAUAAAAUAUUUCCGCUCGAACAGAUUGGAAAUGCUCAUCAGUUAAUGGAGGAAAACAAGAACACGGGGAAAAUUGUCUUGAAAAUUCGCGAGGAAGAUGGUAGAGAUGAACUUUAGAAUAAAUUAAGUCGCAGCUAUCUAUAGUCAGACUGCGAUACCCGUGUGAUUCCCAAUGAAAUCAACUUGCUCGUUCUGCAGAUUUCUGCAUCUAAAUGUAUGUUGUAAUUUUGAUAUGAAGGGACAAAAAUAUGAAAUGCUCUAAAGUUUGACUCAUCAUUUUGGACAGAAAUCAAAUCGUUUGAAUUUCAAGACGCUUUCAUGAAGUAGAGUAGCGCUGACACAUAUAAUCUAGAAGAAGCAUGUUUUCAUUCUAUAAAUAUACUACCACGAACAUGCAUAAUAAAUGUAGAGCUAGUCAGAUUUGCAGAACUGUUAUGAUUGACUUUGAAUAAAUUUAUUUUUUAUUA
Messenger RNA from Mytilus californianus (California mussel), 1497 nucleotides. RefSeq names its product quinone oxidoreductase PIG3-like. The record is from RefSeq and is a predicted model, not a curated record. Gene Ontology annotation, molecular function: quinone reductase (NADPH) activity; NADPH binding; quinone binding. The transcript has 7 exons. NCBI's taxonomy places the organism in Eukaryota, Metazoa, Mollusca, Bivalvia, Mytilida, Mytilidae. The coding region runs from base 80 to 1147 and encodes 355 amino acids.